AUGGGAAAUAGCCACUCUUCCUCUCCUCACAUAACAGCCCGAGAUCUCGAGCGCUGGCACCGCGAAGGCCGGCCGGUUAUGAUCGAACAGACUCGGCGCCGACGGAGUCCCGGCGGCCAUUAUCACGACGAGCGUCGACAUCGAUGGAUCGAGCGAGAUGACGACCGUCACCGCGGACGGAGGUCGGGGGGGAGGGGUCAUCGUCGCGACGCGUCGCCUUCGUUCCUGUUCGGGGGCAGAGCUGGAAGACGGGCCAAUGAUGGCUUCUUUGCGGCGGGCAGACGGCCAGGCGAAUUCUAUCAUGAUCCCAUGUCCAGCGCGGACCGCCCUCGGGGAUCCGAACGCGGUCCACGCUUCGGUGUCGGGAGAGGUCCAGCGGUCGUGGAGGAGCUUGGGUUUCAUCGAUUCCCGCCGCCGCCGUCAUGUCAUCGCCCCCCUCCACCUCGACGUCCUCCUGUGCCUCCGCCCUCGUUCGGCUUCCGCGGCCCUUGGGGCGAUAUCCCACCGCCUGCCCCUUCUCCUCCUCCUGCCUUUCGAUCCCGGAGAAUGCCUCCCCACUCCGACCAUCCGAGAGCUGGAGGGCCGUACAUGUUAGACGGCUUGAGGCGAGGAGACCCCGUCGGAGGCGCGCUAGCGCAGGAAAGGGCCUAUGUCGGGUUUAGGCCCGAGUAUCUUUCGGAGGAUAGUAGGACGAAUGACUGA
Molecule: messenger RNA, 702 nt
Organism: Cladophialophora psammophila CBS 110553
Lineage: Eukaryota; Fungi; Ascomycota; Eurotiomycetes; Chaetothyriales; Herpotrichiellaceae
Exons: 1
Coding region: 1-702 (233 amino acids)
Source: RefSeq, a predicted model, not a curated record